Messenger RNA from Aureobasidium melanogenum CBS 110374, 1146 nucleotides. RefSeq lists its product as uncharacterized. Gene Ontology annotation, biological process: chromatin remodeling. Bases 1 to 1146 code for a protein of 381 amino acids. The record is from RefSeq and is a predicted model, not a curated record. Gene Ontology annotation, cellular component: Ino80 complex. The transcript has 2 exons. Lineage: Eukaryota; Fungi; Ascomycota; Dothideomycetes; Dothideales; Saccotheciaceae.
AUGCCUCCAACCCGCUCCACGAGAUCAACAAGGGCCGGAACUUCUCGACUGACACAACCUACCAGCACAUCCGCCAGCAUCAACAGGCAAACUUCCGAUCCUCAUCACUUGCGCAUCACCGUCAAAGCUCCCCCAAGUAAGCUACGCCAGGCCAUCUCGGGCGAUGACAAUGAGUCCGACUAUCCCGAUGCCGACGACUCUCCUGAACCUCCUGUGAGGACCGCUCGCUCGACUCGCAACCCGCGCACUGUCCUCGAUAAUGAAUCCGACGAUGACCAAGAAGAAGAUGAUGAUGAAGACGAGGAUGAGGACGCUGAAGGAGAGGACGACGACGUCGACAACACAGAGAUGGUGGACGCUGAGGGUAGCGAUGAUGACGCCGACGCCGAUGCUGACGAUAUGGAUAUGGAUUCUCCACAUCCAGCAGCUCCUGUCAUUCGUGUUUUGCCAGCAGUUUCCACUGCAACCUCAAAAUCAAAGGCCAAUGUCGCCGUCUCUGCACCUCCACACAAAGGCAACCUCAAGAGCGUCGAAGCCAAGGAGUUAGACGAUGAUGAUGAAGACGAUGACGAUGAGUUGUCUGACCUACAAUCUGGAGACGAGGAUCUACCUGGGGCAGAAGAUGACGACGAAGAGCUUGAUAGCGACCUCGACGGCGAGGAGGGUGAUGUGACCUUGGAUAUGACCAAGUUGACUCGCCGCCAGCGUGCCGUCUACGAUGAAGAGCAGGACGAAAGUCUGAUGGCUCUGUCCAAUGAAGCACAGAAAAAGAAGCAUCUCACUGCCGAGGAACACGCCAUGCGCAGAGCUGAAAUGGCGAGACGAAGGAAGAAUCUAUCUGAGAAGCGCAAUGAAGAGGAAAAGAUGGAUACCAUCAACAAGCUGCUCAAGAAACCUGCUCCCAAGCGUCGAACGCGCGCUGAAAUUAUUGCUGCUCAGAACGCUGCGGAGGCAACUCCAGCAUAUACUGAGGACGGGGAGGAAUACUUCCAUCCUGCAAGCUCUCUCUUCGUUCGCUACGUCAACAAUAAAGACGGAAGCCGGAUAGGUGUGCCGUCAGAAUGGCUGGAAGAAGGUCAACCUGUAGGACAAGUCUUGAGGAAUGGAUGGAAAGCACCGUCUAAGAUGGUUGAAGAGGUAUCUUGA